Molecule: messenger RNA, 3660 nt
Organism: Carlito syrichta (Philippine tarsier)
Lineage: Eukaryota; Metazoa; Chordata; Mammalia; Primates; Tarsiidae
Gene: NLRP5
Product: NLR family pyrin domain containing 5
Exons: 14
Coding region: 1-3660 (1219 amino acids)
Biological process (GO): regulation of inflammatory response
Cellular component (GO): cytosol; subcortical maternal complex; nucleus
Molecular function (GO): protein binding
Source: RefSeq, a predicted model, not a curated record
AUGAGCUCUCGGAUGAGGGCUGUAGUGAUGUUUCUACUGCUGCUUCCAUCUUGCAGGCUAGAAGCAUGCCUGCUCACCUCCGUCUGCUGCCAGGUUGUGGCUUCCAUGCUCUUCAGCAACCAAAGCCUGACCUACCUGGAUCUGAACAAGAAUGACUUCAGCAUCCACGACAUACUGACCCUAUGUCCCCUUUGCUCCCUAUUAGCAAAGAAUCUACCUUUCCACCCAGACCCGAGCUCGCAGCCUUGCGCUAAGAUGGAAAACAACAGAACAUCCUUCCUUUCCUGCUUUGGAUUGCAAUGGUGUCUCCAGGAACUUGACAAAGAAGAGCUCCAGACCUUCAAGGAAUUACUCAAAAUCUCUUCAGAUCUGACCACACACUCUGUGCCACAGCUGGAAAUAGACAAUGCCAGUGCAGAGUGUCUGGCCUUCCUCUUGCACGAGUAUCAUAAGGGACCUCGUGCCUGGGCGAUCACCACUCACAUCUUUGACAGCAUGAACCUGCCCAUGCUCUCUGAGAAAGCAAGAGAGGAGAUGAAGACUGACUUUCCCAAAGAUUCUGAAUCAAUAAAGACUGGCCAAGGACCAAGCGUGGAAGAAGUACCAGUGGAGAGAACAAGCCAGCAUGAACCAGAUGCUAAAUUCCCCAAACAUGGGAGUACCAACCAUGUUCCAGAAUUUUCACAAGCUGUGGAGCAAGAGGGUACCACAGAAGUAGAGACCAAAGAGCAAGGUCACGAAGACGACAGCUGGGGCUACAAGCAUCACGUGAUGACCAAGUUUGCCACAAAGAUGGAUGCAGACCCCGAGUUUUUUGAGAAAGUCGCCCUGGACUGGCCAGAAACGCACCUGCUGAUGGACGCCUUCAACCCAGACCAGACGGGCUUCCAGCCCCGCACCGUGGUCCUGCACGGACAGCCUGGGGUGGGGAAGUCGGCACUAGCCCGAAGCAUUAUGCUGAGCUGGGCACGAGGCCAGCUCUAUCCGGGCAGGUUCUCUUACAUCUUCUUUCUCCACACCAGAGACACCAAAAGGAGGGAAACCAGCUUUGCAGAGUUGAUCUCCAGGGAGUGGCCGGACUCCCAGGUGCCUGUGGCGGAUAUCCUGUCCCAACCGGCCAGGCUCCUGUUCGUUGUGGAUAGUUUUGAUGACCUAGACUCUACAUUCAGGGCCGACAGGCCCAGGCUCUGCAGUGACUGGGCUGAGAAACAGCCCGCGUCCAUCUUGAUCGGCAGCCUGCUGAAGAAAGUCCUGCUGCCUGAGUCCUCCUUGGUGGUCACCUCCAGGGACACGGGCCUGAGGAAGCUCCAGUCGGUGGCCGUGGCUGCCCGUUACCUGCUGGUCAAGGGCAUCUCAGCAGAGAGGAGGGCUCAGUGGCUGCUGCUGGGACACACGGCAGACGGAGAGCACCAGGGGGUGCAGGGGCCACGCGCAGUGAUGGCCAACCACCAGCUCUUCGACCAGUGCCGGGCACCGGCCGUGUGCCAGCUUGUCCAGGAGGCCCUGCGGCUGCAGGAGGCAACGGGCGAGGGCCCAGGCCCUGCCUGCCACACCCUCACCAGCCUGUAUACCACUUUUGUGUUCCACCAGCUGGCCCCCCACGCUGUGUUCCCACGCUGCCUGGGUCCCGCAGAGACGGCUGUCCUGCAGGGUGUGUGCCGCCUGGCUGCGGGGGGCGUGUGGAGUCUGAAGUCUGCAUUUGACCGUGAUGACCUCUUGGCCCAUGACCUCGGGGAGCCUCAGCUGUCCACUCUGCUCCACACGGGCGUCUUCCUCCAGGACAGCCUCCCCGAGAGGCACUAUAAGUUCCUCCAUCCCAGCCUCCAGGGGUUCUGUGCAGCCUUGUACUACGUCCUGCAGGAGCUGGGGGGAGAGCCGGUCAUGGGCCCCCCGUCCGUGGAGAAGCUGAAGGUCUGGGUGGAGCUGAGGCAGACGGGCAUCCACCACCACUGGCCGUGGAUGAAGCGUUUCCUGUUCGGCCUUGUGGGCAGAGAUGCGUCCCGGGCGCUGGGGGUCCUGCUGGGCUGUCCCGUGCCCCUGCAGGUGAAGCAGACGCUUCUGGGCUGGGUCUCCCUGCUGGGCCAGGGGCCCUGCCCCCCCGAGGACGUCCUGGACGCCUUCCACUGCCUCUUCGAGACGCAGGACGAGGAGUGUGUGCACACGGCCCUGGAGAGCUUCCGGGAAGUGCGGCUCCCAAUUGGCCAGAGGAUGGACUUGGCCGUGUCUGCCUUCUGUCUCCGGUGCUGCCCAUUUCUGCGGAGAAUCCGGGUGGAUGUCAGAGACAUCUUCUCAAGGGACGAGCCUGCGGGCAUGUGGCCCGGGGCUCCCCAGUGGACGCGGGGCCAGGCCCUUGUGGAGGAGCAGUGGCAAGACUUCUGCUCUGUGCUCAGCACCCACCCCAGCCUGCAGCGACUCGACCUGGGUGGCAGCGUCCUGACCGAAUGGGCCAUGAAGACCCUCUGCGCCAAGCUGAGACGGCCAACCUGCAAAAUCCAGAACCUGAUAUUUAGAGACGCACAGGUCACCCCUGGCCUCCAGUAUCUCUGGGUGACUCUCAUCACCAACCAUCACAUUAAACACCUCGAUCUGGGGAGCUCUCAGCUGAAGGCUGAAGACAUACAGAUGGCGUGUGAAGCGUUAAAACACCCCAACUGUUCCCUGGAGUCUCUGAGGCUGGAUCACUGUGGACUGACCCAUGCCUGUUGCCGGAUGCUCUCCCAAAGCCUCACGACGUCCACCAGCCUCAGAUCUCUUAGCCUGGCCAGGAACAAGGUGACAGACGAGGGGGUGAAGCCUCUCUGCGAGGCCUUGGGGGCCUCCCGGUGCAUCCUGCAGAAGCUGAUGCUGGACAGCUGCGGCCUUGCCGCUGAGGGCUACCAGGUCCUGGCCUCGGCCCUUGUCAGCAACCGGAGCUUGACGCAUCUGUGCCUGUCAGGAAACAGCCUGGGGGAUGAAGAUGUGAGCCUGCUGUGUCGGUCCCUGAGACAUCCCGACUGCAGGCUGCAGAGACUGAUACUAAGUCGGUGCGGCCUGGACGUGGGUGGCUGUGGCUUCCUCGCACUUGCGCUCGCAGGCAACGCACGGCUGACGCACCUUGGCCUUAGCGAGAACCCUUUGGAAGAUAGCGGGGUGAAGCUUCUGUGCGAGGCUACAAGGGAGCCCUUCUGUUGCCUCCAGGACCUGGAGUUGGUGAGAUGUCGUCUCACCACCGCUUGCUGCAAGAGUCUGUCCUGCGCCAUCUCAGAGAGCCCACACCUGAAGAGCUUGGACCUCACAGCCAACAACCUGGGGGAUGGCGGGGUCACAGCACUGUGCGAGGGACUGAAGCAAAGGACCAGUUCUCUGCGGAGGCUCGGGUUGGAGGCAUGCAGCCUGACUUCCGACUCCUGUGAGGCGCUCACCCUGGCCCUGUCCCACAACCAGCACCUGACCAGUUUAAACCUGGCUCGGAAUGACUUCGGUCCUGAAGGAAUGGCCAAACUGUGUUUGGCCUUUGCACAUCCUGCAUCUAAUCUGCGAAUAAUUGGGCUGUCCAAGUGGCAGUAUCCUGAAGAAACAGGGGAGCUUCUGAAAAAUGUGCAGCUCCUGAAACCCCAUAUUGUGGUUGAGGAUCGCUGGUAUUCAUUUGAGGAAGCUGACCGGUACUGGUGGAAAGACUGA